CUAUCAGACAGCACGCAACAACUCGAACGGGUCUCCCUUUUUACCCCUCUUUUUCUUUCUUCUCCGAAAUCCUAUUCCUUGAGGCGCACAGUCAACUGCCUCCUUUCUCUCAUUGCUGUUCACCUCUCGCGCAGAGGCUCCAUAUCCCACCAUGCAUGAUCUACGUCGCCAAGCGCUUUCGAGCGGCAAAACAGUCUCGCGAAAGGCGAUGUCUAGAGAAGCCUCCCGUACCACUUCCCGCGCGAGCUCCGCGCAUAAUUCGCCCUCGUCAUCUCGCAACGCGAGCAGACAACCAUCAGAUGACGAUGAUAUCGGCAGCCAAAGUGAUGAUACUGCCUGGAGCACCGCCUCCCUGGAUGAUCUGGCAGAUAAUCCAGACAGUGGUAAUGAGCAGUGGGCCGAAGAGCUCGCGGAUCGCAUUCAGGAGAUCCUAGACCGCAAGCGGAGCAGUGUCCAGGGUCGGGAAGAAGCAUUGUCGGCCUACUGUCGCCUCUUAAAGUACCACUUUGCCGCGGAAGAAAUCAGAGGCAACAUUUCUGAUUUGCUGGCCGCCUUUAGUCGCAGCGUGAAAUACGAGUCCAGUGUUCGGGAGACGACUCUUGCGCUCAGAGCUAUUGAGUUGCUCACGGUCACUUCUUUGGAUGAGACCAUCUACGAGAAUGUUGAGCCAUUGCUCACGCGCACCAUUCGGGACUCAACGUCUAACUCUGUCAAGGCUGCUGCUAUACACUGUCUCGGAACAUGCACGUUCUUUGGUGGUGCUGGAGAGGACGGUCAUCUAGAACAGAUGACGUUCUUCUUGGAUAUCGUUGCGUCCGAUGGUCAGUCCAUCGGUGCCAUUGAUGAUGCAACCAGUGUCACUGCUGCACUUCAAGAGUGGGGCUUCCUUGCAACAGAGAUCGAAGACUUGGAGGAAGAAAGUGAGGAAGCUGUUAGUAUCUUCAUCGAUCAGUUGGGCAGUAGCGAACCAGGGGUUCAGAUCGCCGCCGGAGAGAACAUUGCUCUGCUUUACGAGAAGAGCUAUACACCGCAGGAGGAUGACGAUGACGAAGAGGAGGACUCGCAGAGCGACUCCGGCCUGCCUUCCAACGACAACAACGACAACGUCGACGAACCGAAACUGGUCAAGCGCUACAAUGCCUAUCACAACACCCCCGAGCUUGAACGUCAGCUCCAGUCUUUGGCCUCGGUGUCUAGCAAGCGUAUAAACAAAAAGGAUAGAAAGAGUCUGCACAAUAAUUUCACUUCUAUCCUCACCACUGUGGAGAACCCACGUCGCGGGCCGAUGUAUAGCACAGCAAUCGAUCAAGAUACGAACCGACAUUACGGUAGUAAACGCACCAUUAAAAUUGGUCGCGAGGGUAUUAUGAGCAUCGAUCGCUGGUGGAAGUGGAUUCGUCUCGCCACGCUUCGCCGUAUAUUCCAGGGCGGCUUUACUGAACAUUACUACCAGGGGAACCGUGCCGUUCUCGAUAGCUUGCCGGUCAUAAUGCGGGUCACCACGCAGCUGGAACGUCAUAGCACCAAGAGAACUAACAAGGAUAGGGGCCGUUUGCGCACGUGGGAAGCUGAGGAAGAAUAAUCAUAAAUCCAGCGGGGCAUAUGUCGCAUACAAUUUUACUAAGUGUCUCCCAAGAGGACGCCCUCAAAAGGAAAACCUGCUCAACGCAAUUUUCUUUCUUUUUCUUUCUUACAUUACUUUUCAUUUCUCUUUCUUUUUUCUCCACAAUUUCACAAUACAAUGUAUUUUU
Messenger RNA from Paecilomyces variotii, 1751 nucleotides. RefSeq names its product interferon-related developmental regulator-domain-containing protein. The transcript is spliced from 2 exons. Lineage: Eukaryota; Fungi; Ascomycota; Eurotiomycetes; Eurotiales; Thermoascaceae. The record is from RefSeq and is a predicted model, not a curated record. Bases 152 to 1582 code for a protein of 476 amino acids.